AUGGCGUCAGAAAAGGAAGAAGGAUCAAGCGGUGUUGGAGAGGCCUUACUGGAUCAGAUCAAGAAGAUGUUGGUGGAGGAGCUUGAUCGGAGAGAUCAGGUCAAACAAGGCAAGCGAAAGGAGACUAAGGAUCCAAUACAUGUUUCGGAUGGAGAAAGGAGGAAUGAUCCCAUGGCGUCUCAUGGACUCGGUGAUGAUCAGGCUCAUGCCUACUAUGGUAGCGGUCAUUCAUCUCACUCUAGCCAGCGCCGAUCUAGAAGGCCACGAGAUGAACCAGAUCGUAUGAUGGAAAACUUGGGAGGUUACAAAAUGAAGAUUCCACUGUUCCAUGGCCGGAGCAAUCCAGACGAGUACAUGGACUGGGAGAAGAAGUGUGAGUUCAAUUUCAACUUACACAACAUCAUUGGCGCCAACCGAGUCAAGUUAGCCGUGUCAGAAUUCAAUGACUAUGCACUGAGGUGGUGGGAACAAAUCGUGUUGGCACGAGAGAUUGGUGGCGCUUUUGAGGUCACCACUUGGGAAGAAAAGAAGAGAAUCAUGAGGCAACGGUUUGUCCCUGGCCAUUACCAACGCGAGUUACAUUCUAAGCUGAGGAAACUCACCCAAGGCACCAAGACUGUGGAGGAGUAUUAUCAAGAAAUGGAGGUUAUGCUCUUGCGCGCCAAUGUGAUUGAAGAUCGCGAGGCCACUAUGUCUCGGUUUCUUGGAGGCUUAAACCGUGAGAUACAAGAUAUCGUGGAGAUGCAAAAUUGUGUGGCCUUGGAGUCAAUGUUCCACAAGGCUGUUCUGGCCGAGACACAAUUGAAGAGGAGAUGCUCCACUCGAUUCAACACUGAACCCGCAAAAGGACAUGGGAAGGAUUCCAUUUUUGUGAUUGUGGAUAGAUUUUCUAAGAUGGCUCAUUUUGUUGCAUGCAAUAAAACUGAUGAUGCAUCUCAUGUUGCUGCAUUGUUCUUUAAAGAUGUCAUUAGAUUGCAUGGCAUGCCGCGCACCAUUGUUUCUGAUCGUGACACUAAGUUCCUUAGUUACUUUUGGAAAACCUUGUGGUCUAAGUUAGGGACUAAGCUUUUAUUUUCCACCACUUGUCAUCCCCAAACUGAUGGUCAAACUGAGGUUGUAAACCGGACUUUAGGAACCUUGUUGCGUGUGCUGCUUAAAAAGAAUCUUAAGAAUUGGGAUGAUUGCUUGCCUCAUAUAGAAUUUGCUUAUAAUCAUUCUGUGCAUUCAGCAUCUAAGUUCUCUCCUUUUGAAAUUGUUUAUGGGUUUAAACCCCUGUCACCUUUGGAUUUAAUGCCUCUGCCUUUGAGUGAAAGAUUGAGUGCAGAUGGACAGAAGAGAGCUGAGAUGGUGAAGAAGAUACAUGAGCAGGCAAAGAACAUUGAGGAAAAGACAAGGCAGUACCAAGAAGGCCAACAAGGGACGGCGCGAACUUAA
Molecule: messenger RNA, 1434 nt
Organism: Microthlaspi erraticum
Lineage: Eukaryota; Viridiplantae; Streptophyta; Magnoliopsida; Brassicales; Brassicaceae
Source: the annotation of a GenBank genome assembly